Molecule: messenger RNA, 2820 nt
Organism: Neoarius graeffei (lesser salmon catfish)
Lineage: Eukaryota; Metazoa; Chordata; Actinopteri; Siluriformes; Ariidae
Product: RNA exonuclease 5-like
Exons: 21
Coding region: 286-2571 (761 amino acids)
Cellular component (GO): nucleus
Molecular function (GO): exonuclease activity; RNA binding
Source: RefSeq, a predicted model, not a curated record
UCCGGCGCUAUCUGUUGCUCUGGGUUUGACUGUGUGGGUCUGUUGAAGGCUGACUAAUAGAUCCGGACUCUGACUCUCUCUCUCUCUCUCUCUCACGUGGCCGCGGCGGUGAGUGUCUGAUGUUCCAGUAAGCCGGUGUGUGUGUGUGUGAAAUUAAAUUAAAGUGUAAUUAAAAAGUUUAGUUCGUGCGCUGAUUGCGUCAUCAGUUGUGUGUCGGGUGUGAGUGAGUGCACUUCCGGUCAGUCCCUCCAGAGUGAGCGCUGCGGGUCACAGUGUGUGUAAGACAUGGCGGAAGUGACGUCCUGUAAGCGGAAGCGAGGCCCCUCUGCGUGCUUGUGUAGUGUGGCGUGUAAGAAGUUGAAGAUGAAUGGUGAACUCCUACAGGAUGAGGACACGCCCCGUCUCUCUCGUCCUGAUGAUCAGCUCUGUGAAAAGAUCAGCCUGAGGGAUGUGUCUGAGUUACUGCAGUACAUCACACUGAGGAAACACCACGAUGUGAAGAAACCCAGUUGGUGUCGUCUCCAUCAGGAGGACAGGGUGGAGAAGGUGCAUGUGGCUGUCCUUGAGGGCGUGGCCCAGCUCCACUUCUACACCCAUUACUCUCAGUUCAGACACCUCUGCUCCAAGUACACUACUAGAUGUACCCUAGCGCCCUCCUCAGGCAACCUCCUGUCUGAGCUGUUUGACUCUGAGCUCUCGGCUCCUGACGGCUCGGCUGUGUCUGGAUCAGAGCACCAUGCGGCGCCCCCUACAGCUGGUGUGGGUUGGCACCCAGUGGUGCAGCGUUAUGGUGUGAGGAGGAAAGGGCUGAGCAGCUACCUGCUGACUGAGCAGGAGAGGAUGAAGAAGAAAUUCCCUGUGAAAGGUGGGCGGGGCUUUGAGUCGUUUGUCUGCACGCAGGCUGAUGAUCAUGUGACUGACAGCAGCCCUCUGUAUGGUGUGGACUGUGAGAUGUGUGUCACACAGGAAGGUCCAGAGCUGACACGUGUUGCCGUGGUGACCAGCAGUGGGCAGUGUGUAUUAGACGAGCUGGUGAAACCUUUUAACAGAAUUAUCAACUACUGCACCAGGUUCUCAGGAAUCACUGGCUCCAUGCUGAAGAACGUAACAACACGACUUCGUGAUGUCCAGAAGAAACUUGUGGCUCUGUUGCCACAGAACGCAGUGCUGGUUGGCCACUCCCUCGACCACGACCUGCACGCCCUCAGAUUGAUCCACCCGCAUGUGAUUGACACGUCACUGCUCUACUGCAAAGAGUUUGGACAGAAAUUCAAGCUGAAGCAGUUAGCCCAGGUCAUUCUGAAGAGGGAGAUUCAGAGUGAACAGAGGAGAGGUCAUGACCCCUGUGAGGAUGCUCGGGCUGCUCUGGACCUCGCUCACUAUUUCAUCACCAAGGGACCGAGACAGGUUGUUGAAUGUCAUCUUCAGGAUCUUUGGGGAGUCGAAUCUGUUCCUGUAAAUGGAGCUCUGAAUGGACCAGUAAAAACACACCCCACAAGUUCGCUUGUGUUUGGACACGCCCUUCGCAAGGCGGGGCUACCAGCUCUAUUUCUUGGCCAAUCAGAUGUGCUUAAUAGCGUCUCUUCCAAUCAGCUGUGGCACAGACCGUACUGUAACUCUGAUAAGGAGUGUGUGUGUGUGUUUCAGCGAGUGUAUCAGUCGUAUACUCUCAGUUUGAUCAAGCUCUCGUCACUCUCAGAAGAUCUCAGGAAAAAUCCAGCAGCAGAAACACACAUGCUGCAGCAGAUGGCACUCAGAUUAAAACUGAUGUGUGUGGUGUUUGUGGGACCAUUGCCAAACACGUACACGGAGAAGAACGUCCGCACACUGCUGAAGCCCUACGGCACUCUGUGCUCAGUCAGACUACUGCACAGUACACACUCGCUGCAUGCUGUAGUUGGGUUUCAGCAUUUAGAAGGAGCUCAGCUCGCUCUUCAGUCCCUCACUAAUCUCCAAGUGAAUGACACCAUGGUAAAGCUGCAACGUCCAGUAAGCGAGCUGACUCUGGAUCUGGAAGCAUCUCUUGCCGAACUACAGAAUGACAUCCAUAACCGUCACAUGAUCUAUGUUAGCGGGUUGUCACGGCAACACCAUAAUCAUGGCGACCUCCAGAAAGCUUUCAGUGCAUUCGGUCCUAUUUCUGACAUCACACCUGCCAAGGGUUCUGGGAAACGUCAGCGGCACGCACGCAUCAAGUUUGUCAACCCAGACAGUGUACACACUGCCCUUGACUCUGUGGUGCAGCUGGGAAACAGGAAGUUAAAUGUGUGUCGCGCUCUCACACCCCCACACAUGCACUCGUGGAGACACACGAACCCUGUUACCGUGGAAACAAACGGAGAGGCAGCAGGCAUGGAGGAGCGGACAAUAAAUGAGGAGGCGGGGCCUGCAGGACUCACCUGUGCACAGGAUGGAGGGAUGCAGCGUGUGAUGCGAGCGUUGGACAGGAAGGUGGGGAAAAUGUUCAGGGCGCUGGAGAGAUACACACUCAGCAUCGUCAUCCUCCCUGGGAGUAUACGCGACAACACGGAAUAUCCCGGCCUCUGUUUCAUUCAGGUGAAGCAGGUCUAGGUCAACGGUCGCCAAACCUCACCUCAGGGUCGCCAUGGCAACCAGAGAGACUUCAGCACACACACUGGACUUCACUGUUUAUUCUCUGUGUUUUAUUACAGACAGGAAGUUAGUCAUGUUUACUUCCAACACAUUUAUAAUUAGUCCAGUACUGAACUCGGUUUUCCUGAAGUUAAAGUGCAAAUGUGUUGAAUCGCUCCUGUCAGAAACCAAACUACGGUUUACUGUAUAAAUACCACAACCUGCAAA